CGGUUUUAAGGUGCAGUGUGGGAAACAGAGAAAUCGAGAUCAGGUGAAAGCAAUUGAUCUGACCUCAGAAGUCCGAACUGAAAUACGUCUUUGGUGGGAUACGAUCGAACCAACUGGACUCUUCUAUUUGGUGAUGGGUAUAUAUAAGCUGUUUCGCUGCUUCCCACCCUGACGGAAUCAGAAGUACUUUGAAUCCCACAAGCGCAGAGCAACACCCAGGUCCCCUGCCUGCCUACCUCAGGUAGUAUACGGCUUUUCAGUCCAGUUUACUUACCAUCUUCAGCAUCAUCUUACCUUCCAUCAACCUCAAACAGCCCACCCCAAGCUCCCAACAUGACGAACAAAACCAGCAAUCGCUCGGGACUCCUCCUCACUGGCCUCUUCCUCCUCCUCUCCCGCUCAGUGGCCGCCUCCCCCGUUCCUGCUUCAUCGGCAUCCGGUCCCGUCGUCUCAAUCCAGCAGUCCCCCAACUCCAACUCAAAUCACGCCAUGACCGCCUCCUCCUUUUCCACCAACGACAACCUCCCCGCAGGCUGUACCAACACCUCUCUCCACGGAUUCCAAUGGACCGUGUCCGACUUUCACUACUCCUCCUCUCUGACCUACACCACGCCCUCGCACCGCAUCAACGGCGCCACGGUCCGGUUUAAUCUGACUAGUAACGCGUUGCCGGAGCUGAAUGUGUUCUGCGAUGCUUAUAGCAGUGAUUUCUCGGAUCCGUUUUAUGGGCAGAGGGUAUAUGAUUGUACGACUGUGGUGAACUCGACUUUGGGUGCAAGUGUGGGGGGAAAGGGGGAAAGAGUGUUGGCUGAGGGAGGACAGUCCCGGACGCAGUUUCGGUAUUGGAAGAGUAGUCAGAGUGUGGAGGUGAGGCAGACUUGGGAGUGUGAUGAUUUAGAGGGGCCGGCGGCGAACAUGGCCAUAUUCUCGGCCAACGGCACUUCUGCCGCGCAGACGCCCAACUGCACCUUCGAAGAGCACCAGACGCCUCCCGCCGAGUGGAAGAAUGGCGAUACGUACUACUGGAACGUCCAGGCUUGCACUCUGUCCGAGUUCUCGUUUGCGCCGUCGGAGCUUCAGGUGUUUGCGUAAGGAUAGGACGCCGCCGCCGAUACGGGGAUAACAUGUUGCGAACGAGGGGUGUGUGGACGAAUAAGGAUAAAGAAGGAGGAGGAUGGUAACGGCCUUUCAAUCACGGCAACGGCGUUAAUGACGAGACGGGACGGAUGACGGAUACGGAUGACGGAUACGGAUGCGGAUCUGGAAGCGGGAACGGGCAGUUGCAGACUGCUGAGUAGUGACGGGUGGCUGAUAAUGAGUCUGUUCGACUAAUGGGUGGUUGACAGACGUUUGGGGGUCAAAACCUGGGGAUAUCUGCUGAAAGCUCGAUGAUUCAAUUAAUGGUAACACGAAAACUUG
Messenger RNA from Neurospora crassa OR74A, 1419 nucleotides. RefSeq lists its product as hypothetical. The coding region runs from base 334 to 1092 and encodes 252 amino acids. The record is from RefSeq and is a predicted model, not a curated record. NCBI's taxonomy places the organism in Eukaryota, Fungi, Ascomycota, Sordariomycetes, Sordariales, Sordariaceae. The transcript is spliced from 2 exons.